AUAGUCAAACACACAAGUGUCGUCGUGAAGGAUUCUUGGACAUUCACAUUAUUUAGCUUCAUCAUGACUGAACACCUGCUGUUAGUCAUCCUCAUGUCUCUAAAACCUGAGGUGAGUCUUCAGCAUUUUCCUGGUGAAUACGUUUUCAUGACCUGCACUCUGCCUGGAUCUGCUCAUGAAGAUACGAGAUGUAACCUUUACUUUGGAGAAGAAAGGGAUCCAUUUCAAACAACAACCAUCUUGAAGCAAAGGACCUCAAAGAAUCAGAGGUUCUGCCAGUUUACUGUCACAAUUUCUGAUUUGCUUACCCGUCUCCAUUUUCCUCAAAGAAGCGUCACCAGCUGUGAUUACAGUUUGGGAAGUGAACCAAACUCUUUGUCUCCUCGUAGUGAUGGAUACCGCUUGACUGAUAUUGUGGAAAGAGAAUCAAGCGCUCCCUUCACAAAACCAGUAUUUCCUAUGACCACAGAUUUGAUUGUUGGCAGACCCGGUGCUUCUGCAACUCCUGUGAAACUGGAAUCAGAUAUUGUGGACAAAGAGACACACUCCACACAGACUAUGGCGACAUCUACUAUGACCACAGGUAGGACUGUUAGCAGGCUCCAUGCCUCCACACCUAUAACUCGGACCAAACGAACGUUAGGUCAGAAUGUUGGAUCCAGCAACACUGGUAGUUUCAUCUCUACUUCUAUCACACCAGUGAAACCAACAUCAGUUGGUCAGACACCUCAUAAAUCUAGCACUAAAGCUAGCUUGCUCCAUGUAACCCCAAUUGAUCCACCAACAGCAGAAACAUGGACAUGGAACUUGGUAGUAGUUGCAGCGUGUCUUGGAGGUGUCAUCUUACUGGGCCUAGCACUUCUCUUUACCAAAAGAAGAACUGAAAGAUGUUCUAGCAAAAGACCAAAAGUAAACGUCACUGCUUUGCAGGGUGGUUAUGAUGAAACCUACAGUAUCGUCACCUAUGAAUGCAACACUGAGUGACAACAGCAGCACCUCCGAGAAGCUACAUCAGCCCUGAGAGAGACCGUGUACAGCCCUCUAAAGUCAAUUUGAAAUUCAAACGUUGUUUUUCUUGCAUCUUUUUCUUUCUUAUGUACAAGUUAAUUGAUCUUAACAGUAUUUACAUCAUUACCCACAAGAGCAGACGUUAGAAUGGUGAUAUGGCUCAGUUGAACUUUAUUGAAUUGAUAGUUUGGUCAGAACAUAACAUGUAUCAAUGCUUUGAAUAAUAAAAUCCAUGUACACA
Messenger RNA from Cottoperca gobio, 1249 nucleotides. RefSeq lists its product as uncharacterized. Bases 64 to 984 code for a protein of 306 amino acids. The record is from RefSeq and is a predicted model, not a curated record. The transcript is spliced from 12 exons. NCBI's taxonomy places the organism in Eukaryota, Metazoa, Chordata, Actinopteri, Perciformes, Bovichtidae.